ACAUAAUCAUGUUCAAUUUGAUCCACUGUGCUGCCUAGAGAUAAAAGGGUUGAAAAAAUAGAUUUAGCUUAUGUCAGUCUUGGUGGUGAUGUCAUUGCCGUGAGAGAUGGAAUAGCGCUGUUACUAUGCUCCGCCGGCUCAGUCGGUGGGUGUACGAGGGGAAGGCAAGGAGCAACUCAGUUAAGUGCAAAGAGCUCGUGGCGGAGGCUUGCAGUUAUUGUCGGCGCUGAAACAGAAUUUCGGACUGCUCAAUAGCAAAUACCGAGCCGAAGAUUUUUGUUUUCUUCCCGUCGUUUGUUACUCGGAGGUUGCUUAACUCUGUGUACAAAAGGGGGGGAUGCCAGCCCGUAGCAUGGACUGUGAUGUCUCCACUCUGGUCGCCUGUGGGGUUGACGUGGAGAUUUUUGCCAACCAAGAGGUUAAGGAGAAAUUUGAAGGCUUGUUCCGUGCCUACGAUGACUGUGUGACAUUCCAGCUGUUUAAGAGCUUCAGACGCGUGCGGAUAAAUUUUAGCAGUCCCAAAUCAGCCGCUCGUGCCAGGAUAGAGCUGCAUGAAACACAGUUCAGAGGGAAGAAGUUAAAGUUGUAUUUCGCACAGAUUCAGACCUCUGAGACAGAUGGAGACAAGCUUCAUUUGGCUCCGCCACAGCCUGCAAAACAGUUUCUCAUCUCGCCUCCAGCCUCCCCACCUGUAGGGUGGCAGCCAAUAGAUGAUGCAACACCUGUCAUCAACUACGACCUUCUUUAUGCAGUUUCUAAGCUAGGACCAGGAGAGAAAUACGAGCUGCACGCAGGAACGGAAUCCACUCCCAGCGUGGUUGUGCACGUCUGCGACAGUGACAUGGAAGAAGACGAGGACCCAAAGAAUUCUCCAAAGCCAAAAAUCAUUCAAACUCGGCGCCCUGGUCUGCCACCUCCUGUAUCUAACUGAGCCUCUCCAGCAGAAGCAGCACUUCUCUCCUCCAGCACAGCUCUUGUGGUUUUCUGUUUGCUUUAUUAUUAUUUUUUUUAUUUUAUUUUUGAAAGGCAGCCAUCGCCUUUUGAGUACCAGGACAUUAAGCUCAUGGAAAUCCCUUCUCAGUAAUCAAGCCUAUGUAACAAAAGGGCUAGGAAAAAAA
Messenger RNA from Oxyura jamaicensis (ruddy duck), 1118 nucleotides. RefSeq names its product regulator of calcineurin 2 (gene RCAN2). The coding region runs from base 338 to 931 and encodes 197 amino acids. The record is from RefSeq and is a predicted model, not a curated record. Gene Ontology annotation, cellular component: cytoplasm; nucleus. Lineage: Eukaryota; Metazoa; Chordata; Aves; Anseriformes; Anatidae. Gene Ontology annotation, biological process: calcium-mediated signaling. Gene Ontology annotation, molecular function: nucleic acid binding; calcium-dependent protein serine/threonine phosphatase regulator activity. The transcript has 4 exons.